Molecule: messenger RNA, 3625 nt
Organism: Phascolarctos cinereus (koala)
Lineage: Eukaryota; Metazoa; Chordata; Mammalia; Diprotodontia; Phascolarctidae
Source: RefSeq, a predicted model, not a curated record
GGGAAAUGCAGUUACUUUGGACCAAGAUUUUUUUUUUUGUGUGAAUAAGACAAUCCUCAUAUAUCACCCAGAGAGGGGAAAGAAAAAAGAUAAUAGUGGACUGGAAAACUUGGGAUUUAUUAAACGGGUAGAAGGAACCAUAUCAAGCAUUCUUUUGCAUCUGGGGUAAACUACUGAGUUUUUCAUUAUGUCUGAUGGGGACUACGAUUAUCUCAUCAAGUUUUUAGCCUUGGGUGACUCUGGAGUUGGGAAGACCAGCUUACUUUACCAGUACACAGAUGGCAAAUUUAACUCCAAAUUUAUCACCACAGUGGGCAUUGACUUCAGGGAAAAGAGAGUGGUAUACAGGGCCAACAGGCCAGACGGAGCAGUUGGCAGAGGCCAGAGAAUCCACUUGCAGUUAUGGGACACAGCAGGGCAAGAGAGGUUUCGUAGCCUGACAACUGCAUUCUUCAGAGACGCGAUGGGUUUUCUUCUCCUUUUUGAUCUGACCAAUGAGCAAAGUUUUCUCAAUGUCCGAAACUGGUUAAGCCAACUCCAAAUGCAUGCAUAUUGUGAAAGCCCAGAUGUGGUGCUCUGCGGUAAUAAAAGUGACCUGGAAGACCAGAGAGUAGUAAAAGAAGAGGAAGCCAGGGAACUUGCUGAAAAAUAUGGAAUCCCCUACUUUGAAACCAGUGCUGCCAAUGGCACCAACAUAAGCAAGGCAAUUGAAAUGCUCCUGGACCUGAUAAUGAAAAGAAUGGAACGGUGCGUGGACAAGUCCUGGAUCCCUGAAGGAGUUGUUCGGUCCAAUGGCCACAGCUCCACUGAGCAUUUAAAUGAACACAAAGAAAAAGGUGGAUGUGGCUGCUAAAAAGUAAAGUGAACUGAGUCAAGUAACCUGUGUAUUUUUAUAUAAUUUUAAAAAAUAGUUUCUAUGUGGUACAGUUGCAGCUGAAUGGAUCUCCAUCAGGAAUUACGAGACCAGAAAAUAGUAUUUCCUAACUGAUUUAACUGAGUGCUGCUGGGUAAUUAAAAAAAAAAUUCAGCCUGGGAUUUAACUGAAACACGUAUUUAUCAUGCUUAUUCCAUGAUAGUCAUUCAUUCAGGGAUCCAGCAUUUUGCAGCAGUAACAGUCUGUAAAAUUACAUGUGUUACUGUUAGAUCCAAUAAUACAGUCGUGGAAUUUAUAGCUAGAAGAAACUCUCAGAGAUCUUCCAGCUCUGAAAUUUUUUUUUUUCAUGGCUACUUACAGGUACUUGGUGUAGGGACACUGAGUAUCUCCUGUCUGGUGGCAUUAUAAGCAACUAAAAAAAUUAUUUAGGGAAUUCUUGAGACUGUAUUUAUAAAACAAAAACCAAAACCAAGUAUUCUACUGUAUGUAAGCUGAAGUUGUAAAGCUGAUUUUUCAGAAUCUCCAAUUGUACCAUAUAAGCAACUAAAAAAAUUAUUUAGGGAAUUCUUGAGACUGUAUUUAUAAAACAAAAACCAAAACCAAGUAUUCUACUGUAUGUAAGCUGAAGUUGUGAAGCUGAUUUUUCAGAAUCUCCAAUUGUACCAUUAUGAAAUUAUAAAAUACCAUCUAUGCCACUUGAAUGAUAAAUUAGAAGGCACACACAUAUACAUACACACACGUCCAGUUAGUUUCAAAUGUAAGGGGGACAGUGAUCUGGAGAUGAUUAUAGAAAUGCAGGGCAAAACUUGCUGUACCUUUGACCUCUCCAGUAUUGUUCAGUGAUGUUAUGGGGUAAUUUGUGUAACCUUAGCUCUGCUGUGAUGGGAGCUGGAAGUAAUUUACUUAUCCUCACCUUAAGCAAACAGUAAGUGGGUCUGAGCUAGUUCUGCUGAAAGGGAAGCAAAGGAGAGAUUUUUUGGAAUUUUACCCCGAUUCCCACCCACAAUGAAACCCAGGUUGCUGUCCACUUUACAUAUGACUUCCAUAUGUCUUAGUAGGAAUAUGUGCUAGGCUGUGUGACUGUGGAUUAAAUGGACCAAGAUCCCAAAGCCAUUUAUUUUAAUAUUUUGGGUAUUGUCUCAAUGUUAUAUGAGCAGUAAAAUUGGUGCUUCUGACUUUUCAUUGUGUCUCCACCAUAGAGAAUACAGCAUAAUUGUAUUUUUGGGCCUAAUUCACUUUGGUGGACUCAGUUAUGUUUGGCCAGCAAAUUUUGUGUUUUAUCAUAGCUGGUGCUUUGCACUGAAAUUAUUUGUAAACAAGAAAACAUGUUGAACAAUUUCUUUCAAAUUUAAGUUAAAUUCCUAACAUUGGUCUGGCUGCCAAGUGGUUAUGCCUUAAAUGAGUUAAUUUUAAGCCUGUAAACCAAGUAAUCUUCCAUUUAAACCCUGGGCAGUAAGUAGCUGACGUUUGCAAAAUUCUUUCUUAUUUCUUUACUAGAAGAAUCAAAGGAGUUAGUAUUGAUUUUACUAUUUUAGUAGAAGGCAUAUUUUUUUUUUGCUGCUUUUAAAUUCUCAUUUUAUUUCCAAUUCAGUAUAAAAAUGAUAGUAAGUAUUUAUUUUGCAGUCUUUUUUGCCAGUGUCACCAUGCACUGUGCAUCUGGACAUGUAACUCCAAUACCUUGCCAAAGUGUCUUUAUACCAAAUUUAAGGUGGUUUGCAGGUUCUUUUUAGGCAUUUUCAUAGCUAUUUGUUUACAAAAAUCAAAAUCAUUUCUUUCAGGAGAAUAUUUAUUAAAAAUUUCAAUAAAGAAAUGUAAACUCCUUAGAAAAUCUAGUGGCCAGCUAGUCUGUGAUAAUAUUUAAUAUAUUUUUAGAUUAAAAAUAAAAUGUAUUGCAUAGAUCAUAUAAUGUUUGGUUAAAAUUGAGAAAAUGAAAUUAUGAAAAAAUAAUUACUUUUACAGAAUAACUUUCUGAUGAAUUUUUAAAUGCAGUAAAGUAUAGGGCUUGCCUCCUGCCUCUUGCUUUCUAAAAUAUGGUGUACUUUUCCCCCCUGCUAUAAGUAAUAUACAAAUACUAAAUUUUUAUUCUGAUUUGCACCUGAAAUGUCUGAGAGAACUUCUUUCAGAAGUGGACAGUGGUAAAGGCUUGUGCAUAUACUGUAUUUUGUAUUGUUAUAAUGUGCAAUUCCAAGGAAUAGAUCCUGAAAUCACUGGAUCAAGUUCAAGUUUACUAAGUAGUGCUUUCUGAAGGUGCUACGAUAGAGUAAAUGAUGUUAGUAUAAACCAGAAUGUGUACUGUAAGAUAAUUUGUAAAUUUUAAAAUAGAUAUAUACACAUGCUACACUUGUAUGUUGUGUAUGUAACCUGCUGAUAUAUGUCUGGGAUUGAUUCAUCUCUCAAGGCAGGUUAUAUGUGGUCAUACAUGAAUAUUUAAUUUUAAAGAACUACAUGCAUAAUUAGCUGCCCACUCCAUUAACCUUAAAGGAAAGCUAAAGUUUAAAUCUCAUGCCAUUCUUUCAAAAGUGUUAUAUGCCCACACAAGAGCCAAGUUUAGCUACUGAAAUAAAUGAUGUCCAUUUUCUUGGGGAGUCAUUUGUUUAGGUUUGAUAUCAAAGUGCCAUAUUUUUGUCCUACAACAUAUUUUUCUAUUUAUAGUCUUACGUAAAGAGUAAAAUGUAUCUUUAAUGAAACAGCUUUAACCUUGUGUCACUUAUACAUAUUAUGCAUAAUUAAAAAAGGUCUAUCAAGUUUGUA